Messenger RNA from Bactrocera latifrons, 1473 nucleotides. Its product is annotated as G-protein coupled receptor Mth2-like. The record is from RefSeq and is a predicted model, not a curated record. The transcript has 6 exons. Gene Ontology annotation, molecular function: G protein-coupled receptor activity. Gene Ontology annotation, cellular component: membrane. NCBI's taxonomy places the organism in Eukaryota, Metazoa, Arthropoda, Insecta, Diptera, Tephritidae. Gene Ontology annotation, biological process: G protein-coupled receptor signaling pathway; cell surface receptor signaling pathway.
AUGAGUACCAACUUUAAUGUCCAUAUAUGCCUUGCUUUAUGCUUUGUGAUUUAUUUAAUGGACUCACUCGUUGCUUUAUCGAUUAUUCCGAAUUGCGCUUUUGAAGACACCGUUGACUUAACCGGUUGGGAAAGUUUUAGCAACGGUUCUUACCUCUAUGAAGGUGUACUGGUGCCACCGCAUUUGAUCGGCUCCUAUGACUACAUUGAACUGUACGACGGAGAACAUCAAAAAGUGUCGAGACAUCUGCGUGGUUGUGUGUGCCAAAUUAAAAAUUGUUUAAAGCUCUGCUGCAAUCCACGGAAGACGUUGCAGCUGAUUAGAACUGAGAAUCUAUGGGAAUGUGCGGAAUCGUCUGAAGGAUACGAAUAUACGCCUUAUGUAAAUAUUACCUCGUCUAAUGGUAGUGUGGUUUUACAGAAUGCGUUGAAAGACUUUUUGGUGCAGGCGGGAUUACCAUGUGAUCAUGGGUAUAUGCUAAACCCGUAUAAAAAUUCACGCGAAGAAUGGCGCUUAUAUGAGGAUGGUAUUUUGUGGCGCUUAGACGAUAAUCAGAAGUUAAGCCGAGGAGAAUAUUGCAUGUAUGGCCUUGAAAUAGAUGGUGUAUCUCAGUUACAACCAUAUAACUGUCCCAUAGUGGAAGACUCGUUGGAGAUUCAAGAAAACACUAUAGUGAUGUUGGUUUCCUUGCCAUUUUUAUUUUUUACCAUACUGAUCUAUCGGGCCAUACCGGAGCUAUAUAAAAAUCUAUACAACAAAUGCUUAGUUUGCUAUCUGUUCGCGCUGGCAAUUGCCAGUACGAUGAUGAUUCUGGUCAAUUUGAGAACGAAGGAUUACAGUCCCGUUGCAUGUAGUAUAAUUGGUUCAGUCGCUUAUUACUUUUACCUGGGCGCUUUCUUCUGGCUCAAUAGCAUUUGUUACGAUAUUUGGGCCACAUUUUCUGGAUACUUCACCGUUGCAUCACAACAAGCGACACGUACACUUUUUCGCAAGUACUCACUCUACGCUUGGGGAGUGCCAUUGUUGAUGACUGUUGUUACCAUGACAUUACAGUUUUCUGAUAUAGAUAAUCGAUACAAAUCGGGUAUCGGUUAUUCCUAUUGUUGGCUGAAAACCGAUGAUUGGUCAGCUAUGAUGUAUUUUCAUGGACCCUGUUUAUUGCUCAUCGCCGUUAAUACAGUGAUGUUUUGUUUAACUGUGCAUAAGAUCUAUAGCGAUAGCCAAGAAAUUAAGGGCGUCUCACGCAGCAUGAACUGCACAAGGCACAGGAAAUCACAUGAGCAUAGUGCUUGACUAUUCUUGCGUUUGUUUAUUGUAAUGGGUGUCAGUUGGAUUUUGGAAAUGUUCGGCUAUAUAAUGGGCCCAAAUCCGUUUUUCCAGGUGGCCGAUUUCUUCAACGCAUCCCAAGGCUUGAUUAUAUUCACGCUCUUUAUUUUGAAGAAAUCCACACUGCUGCUAAUUAAAAAAAGGUAA